GAUGCAUAUUUCGUAUUAAGCAUUCAGCAAUCACUCCCAUACUUUCUAGUUUUUCCCUCAUUUGUACAACUAUUUACUGCACCGCUCAACUAAAAGCAUUAACAAGACUCCGAAGUUUGACUUAGCAUUCGGCAAGCUCUCUUGCUACUGGUAUUAUAUGGCAUCCAUCGAAGCCAUGGGAUUCAGAUCUUGUACACAAAAUUAGACAACGCCCAUCUAAUAUUGGACCCUUAAAUUGAGUCACAAUGGAGAAAUUCUUUACUUUGUUGGUUGUAGUGAUGUUGGGUCUGGCCAUUAGCACAUUGCAGAUAGUGGAAGCAGCUCAGAAAGCUCCUUGGAGGAUUCACACCCUCUUUUCUGUGGAAUGCAAUAACUACUUUGAUUGGCAAACGGUUGGACUCAUACACAGUUUUAGGAAGGUGAAGCAACCGGGGCACCUUACACGUCUUCUCAGUUGCACUGAUGAGGAGAAGAGAAGUUACAGAGGGAUGCAUCUUGCUCCCACUUUUGAGGUGCCCUCAAUGAGCAGACACCCCACAACUGGUGACUGGUACCCUGCAAUAAAUAAACCUGCUGGUGUUGUACAUUGGCUCAAACAUAGUCCAGAAGCAGAAAAUGUUGACUGGGUUAUCAUCCUGGAUGCAGACAUGAUAAUUCGUGGCCCAAUUAGGCCUUGGAAACUUGGCGCAGAGAAAGGAAGACCUGUUGCUGCCUACUAUGGGUACUUAAAAGGUUGUGACAAUAUUCUGGCUAAACUGCAUACAAAACACCCGGAACUCUGUGACAAAGUUGGUGGACUUUUAGCCAUGCAUAUAGAUGACCUGCGAGCUUUGGCUCCCAUGUGGCUUUCAAAAACAGAAGAAGUGAGGCAAGAUAGGGCUCACUGGGGAGUAAACAUAACUGGUGAUAUAUAUGAGAAAGGAUGGAUCAGUGAGAUGUAUGGGUACUCUUUCGGUGCUGCUGAAGUUGGGCUCCGGCACAAGAUCAAUCAGAACUUGAUGAUCUACCCAGGUUAUACUCCUCGGGAGGGAACUGAGCCAAUUCUUCUUCAUUAUGGGCUUCCAUUCAGAGUGGGGAAUUGGUCAUUUAGUAAGGCUGAGCACGACGAGGAUGACAUUGUUUAUAACUGUGGCCAGCUCUUUCCUAAACCUCCUUAUCCCAGGGAGGUAAUGCAGUUGGAAACAGAUCCUAAUCUAAGGCGAGGACUAUUUUUAAGUAUAGAGUGCAUAAACAUUUUGAAUGAAGGUCUUCUGUUACAUCAUGCUGCUAAUGGCUGCCCUAAACCCCCAUGGUCUAAAUACUUGAACUUUUUGAAAAGCAAAGCCUUUGCUGAACUAACUAAGCCGAAAUACGCAACUCCUGCUACUCUAGAAAUGAUGGAGGAUACAGUACAAGAAAAUAUUGAUCAUGAUGCUGCUAGUCCAUAUCCUAAAAUCCAUACUAUUUUUUCCACUGAAUGCACCCCAUACUUUGAUUGGCAGACUGUAGGGCUUAUGCAUAGUUUCCAUUUAAGUGGACAGCCAGGGAAUAUUACUAGACUUCUCAGCUGCUCUGAUACGGACUUAAAGCUAUAUAAGGGGCAUAACUUGGCUCCCACCCAUUAUGUCCCUUCUAUGAGUCAACAUCCGUUAACAGGCGAUUGGUAUCCAGCAAUUAACAAACCAGCUGCAGUCCUCCACUGGCUUAAUCAUGCAAAUAUUGAUGCUGAAUUCAUCGUGAUUCUAGAUGCUGAUAUGAUAAUGAGAGGUCCAGUUACACCAUGGGAAUUCAAAGCUGCCCGCGGCAGACCAGUUUCAACUCCCUAUGACUACCUUAUUGGCUGUGACAAUGAGCUUGCAAAAUUGCAUACUAGCCAUCCUGAGGCUUGUGACAAGGUUGGUGGUGUAAUCAUUAUGCAUAUAGAUGAUCUGAAGAAAUUUGCUUUACUUUGGCUGCAUAAAACUGAGGAGGUUCGGGCUGAUAGAGCUCAUUAUGCCAGAAAUAUAACAGGAGACAUAUAUGAAUCUGGUUGGAUUAGCGAGAUGUACGGCUACUCAUUUGGUGCAGCAGAGUUGAAAUUAAGGCAUACUAUAAACAGAGAGAUAAUGAUAUACCCAGGAUAUGUUCCUGAGGCAAGUGUCAAAUAUAAAAUUUUUCACUACGGAUUACAAUUCAGUGUUGGGAAUUGGAGUUUUGACAAGGCAGAGUGGCGAGAGGUUGACAUGGUCAACAGAUGCUGGGCCCAGUUUCCAGAACCACCAGACCCAUCAACACUUGAUCACGGUGACGAGGAUAGUUUACAGCAAAACCUUCUCAGUAUAGAAUGUGUAAAGACACUGAAUGAUGCAUUGCAUCGGCAUCAUGAAAGAAGGAACUGCCCCAAAGCUGAUUCCUUAUCCACAUCAAGAGAGGACACAAAUCAGGAAAAUGUGAUCUCUAGGAAAUUUGGCGAUUUCAGUGGAAAAUCUGAUACAGAAGGCAAUCAUAUGUCAGCAAAUGAUUCUGAUUCUGAGGAAAUGGCAAGUGUCCAAAAAGAUGGGACAGGGAUACCUAGUUCUUUCAGGUUCUGGGUGUUAUUUUUAUGUGCAUUUUCUGGAUUAGGUUUCUUGGUCGUCAUCUUUGUGGUGCAUUCAGGUUAUAAAAGAAGAGGAACCAAAAUAAAACACCAUAGAAGCAAGAGAAGAAGCUUGUAUCCAGGAUAGAUGACUUGCUUAGCCAAGUUUUCAUAAAUUGAUAGAUUAUGAUUUCAUUCCCACAUGAAAGACCAGAAGACCUCCUGUUUCAAAGUUUUGAGAGUGCUUGUACUAUUUUGUACAACAAAACAUUGAACGAGUGACUCAAUUCUGCGUCUUCAAAGUUAAUCUAGCUGGCGUUAAACUAGGAUUAUCCUACAGAGUAGGGGAGUGAAGUACUGUAUAAUCACAUGGUUUUGUCACAGCAAAGGCAUUUGACGAGAUGUGCCAAAUUCUUUUUGUUAUCAUUGUUGUUUGUUGUAACAUUUUGUAAUAUCUUAUCCCUCUCAACACUUAUUGUAAAGGGCUCGUGCUAAAAUGUUCUUCUACAUCUGAAUUGUGAACCAAUUAUUUUAGAUCUAUUAUUACAACCAUAUGGAAGCAUUCAAUAAGGC
This is a messenger RNA of Abrus precatorius (Indian licorice), 3106 nucleotides long. RefSeq names its product peptidyl serine alpha-galactosyltransferase-like. NCBI's taxonomy places the organism in Eukaryota, Viridiplantae, Streptophyta, Magnoliopsida, Fabales, Fabaceae. Bases 246 to 2681 code for a protein of 811 amino acids. Gene Ontology annotation, molecular function: glycosyltransferase activity. The transcript is spliced from 8 exons. The record is from RefSeq and is a predicted model, not a curated record.